Molecule: messenger RNA, 1753 nt
Organism: Bactrocera oleae (olive fruit fly)
Lineage: Eukaryota; Metazoa; Arthropoda; Insecta; Diptera; Tephritidae
Gene: Cdk5
Product: Cyclin-dependent kinase 5
Biological process (GO): synaptic vesicle transport; protein phosphorylation; neuron apoptotic process
Cellular component (GO): cytoplasm; nucleus
Molecular function (GO): cyclin-dependent protein serine/threonine kinase activity; ATP binding
Source: RefSeq, a predicted model, not a curated record
AUAUAGAAUUAAAAAGAAUUUGCUUGACAAAUUAUAACUAUAUCUUGUCGAUAAUUAAUUUUAAGUUUCUAUUAGAUGCAGACUAUUCAUAAGCAAAUUACUUGUGUUUUAUUUGGUACUCAUAAAAUUUGUUUUGACAAUCAACACUUGAAGCCAAAAGUUCUAAAAAAUUGACACUAUUCUUGUCAAAAUCAUAAACGGUAAAUUAAGUUAUCAAGUGGUUUAUUUUGUGCUUAUUGUCUAAACAAAAUGCAAAAAUAUGAAAAAUUGGAAAAAAUCGGUGAGGGUACUUACGGUACUGUAUUUAAGGGACGCAAUCGUGAGACCAUGGAAAUUGUGGCAUUGAAACGUGUGCGUUUGGACGAGGACGACGAGGGAGUGCCUAGUUCCGCACUCAGAGAAAUUUGCCUCUUGAAGGAGCUGAAACAUAAAAACAUUGUGCGUCUCUAUGAUGUGUUACACUCGGACAAGAAGCUAACGUUAGUUUUUGAGCAUUGUGAUCAGGAUCUGAAGAAAUAUUUUGAUAGCUUGAAUGGAGAAAUCGAUAUGGCAGUUUGCCGCAGCUUUAUGUUACAACUGUUGCGUGGGCUCGCUUUCUGUCACAGUCACAAUGUACUCCACCGGGACUUGAAGCCGCAGAAUUUGUUGAUCAACAAAAAUGGCGAGCUAAAAUUAGCCGAUUUCGGUCUGGCUCGUGCAUUUGGUAUUCCCGUAAAGUGUUAUUCUGCUGAAGUAGUUACACUGUGGUAUAGGCCACCAGAUGUACUCUUUGGUGCGAAAUUAUAUACAACCAGUAUUGAUAUGUGGUCGGCAGGUUGUAUAUUUGCUGAACUUGCUGAUGCUGGUCGACCGUUAUUUCCAGGAUCAGAUGUUUUGGAUCAACUGAUGAAAAUCUUCCGUGUGCUUGGCACUCCCACAGAAGAGACUUGGCCUGGUGUCACUCACUUGGCUGACUACGUGGCGCUUCCAUCAUUUUCGCCAAUUACAUCCUGGAGUCAAAUAGUACCCCGUCUUAAUUCUAAAGGUCGAGAUUUAUUGCAAAAAUUAUUGGUAUGUCGGCCAAAUCAACGUAUUAGUGCGGAACAGGCUAUGCAACAUCCAUAUUUCACUGAAAGUUCGUCAAAUCAUUAAUAAUAUUUAUUUAAUAUAUAAUUAAGCAUACUUACGUUAUUUACUUGCGUUGCUGUAACCGCUUCUAAUUGGCAAAACAAAAUUAUUUAGCUAUAAUGGAUAUUUAUAAGAAUAUAAGGAGCGGAAGCAUCCUUCGCCCGAUUGUGCGCUAGAAUCUAUAAGAUAAUUUCUAUAAAUCAAAAAGGUUGAACGAAAAAGCCGUCUUAAAUGUACUUAUUAAUAUAAAAUGUAGAUGAUUAACUUAUAUUUAGUUUAUAUUGUGUUUAAGAAAUUGUUCCAUAUUGUAAAACCAAUACACGAGGCUGUAAAUGCUUAAGCAGUGUUGAAAUUGCAAUCAGAUUUAAUGUUAAAUUAUUCAUUACAUAUUUUUAAUUUCCCUUCAGUGAGUGCAGCAGUGAGCCAUGUAAGAAUUUUGAAUUCGUUUAGAAUAUAGCGUAGUGAUUCAAUUACUAAUAUUAUACUUAAAUUAUAAGCGAUAUUGCCAUUAUACCUCCUCUCCAUCAGGAGCGUUUACAAUUUUUGUAACAAAAAAAGAAAACAUUCUCUGAGAUAUAGAGAGACACUGUCCCAAUCAUAUUUAAAUAAAAAUAAAAACCGCCAAAUUCUUUUUCUAUUCAUAAAA